Molecule: messenger RNA, 1725 nt
Organism: Aureobasidium namibiae CBS 147.97
Lineage: Eukaryota; Fungi; Ascomycota; Dothideomycetes; Dothideales; Saccotheciaceae
Product: uridine permease-like protein Fui1
Exons: 3
Coding region: 1-1725 (574 amino acids)
Biological process (GO): nucleobase transport; transmembrane transport
Cellular component (GO): plasma membrane
Molecular function (GO): nucleobase transmembrane transporter activity
Source: RefSeq, a predicted model, not a curated record
AUGGUUCUCCCAUCAAAAGCCGCCUUUUCUUCGAAAGACACCAUCAGGAAGAGAUGCACAACUCUCGAAGCUUGGGCACUACCCAAGCAGGAAUCGACAAUUGCACCCGACUAUGUCUGGACAAACAAAGAUAUGGAUCCUGUGCCCAUCUCUGACCAGACAUGGGGCAUGUGGACUUGGGUAGCAUAUUGGGCAACCGAUGUCAUCAACCUAGGCACUUGGGAAACAGCUAGCUCGAUCAUCCAAGUCGGCUUGACCUGGCGCGAUGCUAUUCCUAUCAUGGCUGUUGGUUGUCUUUGCGUUGCCAUUCCAGUUGUCCUCAACGGAUCUAUGGGUGCUCAUCUCCAUGUUCCGUUCAGCGUCAUCGUCCGCUCUGGAUUUGGUUACUACUUCGCCUAUUUUUGUAUUGCAUCAAGAUGUAUCUUGGCCAUGUUUUGGCUGGGCAUACAGAGUGCAAACGGUGCUCUCGCCAUGCAAAUCAUGAUCAUGGCUAUCUGGCCCUCAUUCGCUUCCUAUGACUGGAAGGGACCAAACAACACCCUUUCUGAGAGCGGUGGCAUCAGUACUGCUGGCAUGAUUGCCUACUUUUCCUUCUGGAUCAUCCAACUUCCAAUGCUUCUGAUUCCACCCACUCGACUACGCUACCUCUUCAUUGUCAAGCUGAUCGCGGCUCCUGUCACUGCCAUUGCUACUCUAGGAUAUAUGGUCCACAAAGCAGGUGGCAGCGGUGCUAUCUUCUCGCAACCGGGCACAGUAACAGGAGAUGCUAGAGUCUACCUCUGGUUAAGUUGCAUGUCUUCGGUCACAGGUGUCUGGGCUACUCUAGCUGUCAACGUGGCAGACUUUAGUCGUUAUGCCAAAGGACGUGCAGACGGAAAACCAAAUCAUGCACAAUAUGUCCAGUUGCCUGCUUUACCCAUCCUUUUCACGCUAUGCGGCGUUCUCGGUGUCAUCACAACCUCAGCAUCCAAAGUUGUUUACGGCGAGUUCUAUUGGAAUCCUCUCAAUAUCGUCGAGCAAUGGCUCAAGAACGGACAUGCCGGUAGGGCAGCAGCAUUCUUUGCUGCGUUGAGCUGGUUCAUUGCUCAAGUGGGCACAAAUAUCACUGGCAACUCUAUCUCUGCAGCUAAUGAUCUCUGUGUCAUGGCACCAAAGUAUGUUAACAUCAGACGUGGCUGUAUUAUCUCCGCUGUCGUUUCUUGUUGGGUCAUGGUGCCGUGGAAGAUUCUGUCUGAUGCCGAAACAUUCCUCAGCUUCAUGUCUGGGUACUCGGUUUUCCUUGCUCCUAUGGCUGGCAUCAUCGCAGCCGACUAUUGGCUGAUUAAGCGCCGUCACAUCGACGUACCGGCUCUGUACGAUCCACACGGACGCUAUCGAUAUCGCUAUGGCGUCAAUUGGCAAGGUCUUGCCGCUUUCCUUGUCGCUGUUUGUCCCAAUCUUCCAGGUCUUGCGAACUCGAUCAACGCCACCUCUAUAUCAGCUGGAGCUAAACAUCUGUACUCUUUCGACUGGCUGUAUGGUUUUGUGUCUAGCAUUUUCGUUUACACGGUGCUGAGUAAGAUUUUCCCUAGCAAGGAAGCGUUGAUACCGAAGUCGAUAUAUUCCCUGGAGGUUGUGGAGGGCAAAGAGAUGGAUUCGAGUAGAGACAUCGAAAGCGAAAGCAGAGACAUGUUUGAAAAGAGUGGAGGAAACGUCGAAGCUGUUGACUUUGGCAAGGUUCUUUGA